Molecule: messenger RNA, 1365 nt
Organism: Monopterus albus (swamp eel)
Lineage: Eukaryota; Metazoa; Chordata; Actinopteri; Synbranchiformes; Synbranchidae
Gene: sco2
Product: synthesis of cytochrome C oxidase 2
Exons: 2
Coding region: 368-1198 (276 amino acids)
Biological process (GO): mitochondrial respiratory chain complex IV assembly
Source: RefSeq, a predicted model, not a curated record
UUAAUAUCAUGAUAAAAUAGGUUUUAUUUUAGGGCUGGGAAAGAUAACGCGUUAUUUUCGCGUUAACACAUUAAUUAAUACCGACAAUUAUUUUAUCGCGAAUUAACGCAGUUUUGUUUAUUAUUAUUUUGAAAGUCCGUUGCUCACUGGCUCUGAAUGCACAUACAACAAACCAUGGGUCACGGGGGGUGGGUUGUUGAUCAGUACUGGCUUGGGAUCGGGCGUCAUCACGCGUCUCAACCAAUGAGCGCAUUUUGGGCGGGCCUAAGACUACUGCAGCUCUCACAUGAACCGGACACGCCAUCACAAGAAGAAUACACGACUUGUAUGAAAAGGAGAGGACUACAAAGGACAUUCGCAGUGAAAGAUGCUGGGGCUUAAGUGCAUUGUGGGUGAUCUGUGUGUAGGAGGAAGACUCCCAAGAAGUCUGCUUCAUGUCCAGAAGACAUCCGUGUCCUCCAAGAGUCAACAUGUCAGACUGUAUGAACGCCCUCCUCAUCUUCCUUGGCAGACUCGGGUAUGUUUCCUGUCUUAUGGUCAGAACUCGCCUGCUUCUGGAGCCAAGCUGAAGCUUAGGACUCGGGUCUUGGUGACCCUGCUGUUUGGUGGUGGUCUGCUGGCCAUGUGGUGGUUCGUGGACUUAGAGAAGCAGCAAAGGUUGCGUCAGCAGCACAUGGAACAGCUGCAGAAGGUGGCUCUGGGUCAGGGUAACUUCAGCCUGCUGGACCACAGGGGACAGCGCAGGACCAAACAGGACUUCCUGGGCAGCUGGUUGCUGCUGUACUUCGGCUUCACACACUGUCCCGAUAUCUGCCCUGAUGAGCUGGACAGGCUGAGUGCCGUGGUGUCGACCCUGGACCAGGACACCUCGCUGCCGCCUAUCCAGCCCCUUUUCAUCACUGUGGACCCAGAGAGGGAUGAUGCAUCAGCGCUGGCCCGAUACGUCCAAGACUUCCACCCCCGUCUGAUUGGACUGACAGGGGCAUUGGAUGAGGUGAAAGAAGUAGAGCGGGACUACAGAGUGUAUGCCAGCCCUGGACCCAAAGACGAGGAUGGAGACUACAUUGUGGACCACACCAUCCUGAUCUACCUUAUCAGUCCUGAUGGGCUGUUUCUGGAUUAUUACAACAGGAUGAAUAACCAGGAGCAGAUCACACAGAGCAUUAGGAACCACAUCAAGGCCUAUGUCAGACUCUGAACAAACCACAUGUUAGAGCUUCAGUGUGGAGAAAGUCUGUGCUUCAUUUCUCCUUCUCUUGUAUGGAAUUGAUCACAGCACCAAACUAUGAUUAAAAAGUUUUAAUUCUCUGUUGCAAAGUGAGAAUCAUUUGUGUGCAUCUGACAGAUUUAAAUAUAGACAACCUG